Molecule: messenger RNA, 1603 nt
Organism: Xenia sp. Carnegie-2017
Lineage: Eukaryota; Metazoa; Cnidaria; Anthozoa; Malacalcyonacea; Xeniidae
Exons: 4
Coding region: 40-1056 (338 amino acids)
Biological process (GO): cilium assembly
Cellular component (GO): cilium
Source: RefSeq, a predicted model, not a curated record
CAAAAAUGAAAACCUGAGGCUCCUGAGCGAGCAUUCAAAAUGGCGGAUGUCAAAGUCAAGUAUGACUUGGCAAUUUUUCUUUUUAAUUCUUUUGUAUUUUUUUCAUUUUCGACAACAGUUGCAAAGAAGAAUUUUGUUUCAAACAAAGAUGCUGAAGCUGUUGAUGAUAUUUCAAUUGCUAGUAAAAUGUAUGUAUCAACAAAUAUGAGCAAUGAAAAUGAAUUUUUUAAAUUGCGUCAAAAGUCCGCUACAAAGUUCACAAAACGUGCGUUUACUUAUUGGAAGAAGUCUGAGAAAGUAACGAACUUCAUCUCAAGAACAGAAUAUAUUUCUGAAUCAACAGUAAAUGUUUCUCAACCACAAAAUGAAAAGAAAAUUAACGCUAAAUUUCAUGGCAAUAUGUCUAUCAAUGUCACUGCAGUUAAGUCUGACUUAAAUAAAAAGACUUCUCAACCUUUUUGGGGUUGUGCAAAGUACAAUAUAUCGAGUCAAAUGGUGAUUGUUGUUAAAGAUAAGAUCAGUUUAAUUUGGUGGCUUGAGGAGAUGAAUAGAUCAAUGAGUUGUGCUAUUGUAUUGUUCUAUGCAAAAUGGUGCUACUUUUCAGCACAAUUUGCUCCAGUUUUUAAUGCUGUUGGAAGAGCAUUCUAUGGUAUUCCAAUUUUGGCAUUUGAUGCAUAUAAUCACAACAGUUUUAACACAAGAUAUGGUAUUGUUGGUGUUCCUACAAUAAUAUUGUUUCAAGAAGGUCGACCUGUGGCUAGAUUCAACCGUUCUAAAACUUUUCAAGAUCUUGUAGAGUUCAUUCAUGAAAAUACAGGAAUGGACUAUAACAGAUCAGUUAAAGUAGAUGAUAUUGACUACAAUGAAGGACCUUUGUCAAGUUCUCUUACAGAUGAAACAAACAUUUAUUUAUUGGUAUCUCUCUGUUUUCUUCUUUUUAUGGGCUUAUUAUUGUUGUGGCGUCUGCAAUAUUUGCAAUACAUGUUUGAAUAUUUGAAAUCUUUUUCACCAACACCAUCAAUUAUGUUGCAGACUGAGAGAGUGAAACAUGAUUAAAUUAAAUUAAAGUCUUUACAUUUAAUGUCUCGUCAUUGGUCUAAUUAAUAACUGAUUCAAAUGACAAUUAUCAAUAAUAUCUGUAAUAUUUAUGAUUCUUGACAAUAGAACACUGCUAGCUCAAAUUUUACAUCAGGCAAAUAUCAGAUAUUUUGUAAUAUAUACAUUAUAUUGACACUCUAUAUCGCAAACCAUCAAAUGUUUCAAAACAUUCCAAGCAGGUACUUAAUUAAUUCAACGUGGCGUGUUUUAAAAAAUUCUUCUCUUAGUUACAAGCAAAUGUAUGUGUUUGAUCAUGAAAUUAUUGAAAGUAGGAAAAAAAUGAUUAUUUGAAUGAAAAAGGUAGUAAACAUAUAAAUGAAUGGGCUAUUUUGGUUUAUCAAUUAAAUUUUAGAAUCACGUUUUAUUUGGCAUUAACGAAGUUUAAAUGCCGUUGAUUGAAACACGUGUUGAUUAAUAUCAUAUGAUCUUUUUGUCACCUGUUCUAUUUAAUUAACUACAUAAAAAGUGUUGUAUUAUGUUCUUUUGAAAUAUAUCAUCAAAUGUA